Molecule: messenger RNA, 2301 nt
Organism: Megalops cyprinoides (Indo-Pacific tarpon)
Lineage: Eukaryota; Metazoa; Chordata; Actinopteri; Elopiformes; Megalopidae
Gene: ddx5
Product: DEAD (Asp-Glu-Ala-Asp) box helicase 5
Exons: 12
Coding region: 124-1977 (617 amino acids)
Biological process (GO): alternative mRNA splicing, via spliceosome
Cellular component (GO): nucleus; cytoplasm; ribonucleoprotein complex
Molecular function (GO): ATP binding; RNA binding; RNA helicase activity
Source: RefSeq, a predicted model, not a curated record
UGUGCUCGAGGAGGAACCGGCAUUUUCGUCACCAGCACUGCCGCCUGCAUUACUAGACGAUAGUCAAUAUUUAAAUACAAAGUUAUUCUUUAAUUACUUUAUUUUUUACACUUUGUUUACAUCAUGCCUGGAUUUUCCGACAGAGAUCGCGGGAGGGACAGAGGCUAUGGCGGUGCACCACGUUUUGGUGGAAGUCGAAGUGGGCCUCCCCAAGGAAAGUUUGGCAAUCCCGGCGAAAGACUGCGGAAGAAACACUGGAACUUGGACGAACUGCCAAAAUUCGAGAAGAAUUUCUACCAAGAACACCCCGAUGUCACCCGUAGACCGGCCCAAGAAGUUGAACAAUACAGGAGAAGUAAAGAAGUCACAGUGAAGGGACGGGACUGUCCAAACCCCAUUUUGAAGUUCCACGAAGCCAGUUUUCCAACAUACGUGAUGGAUGUGAUCACCAAACAAAACUUUUCAGAGCCUACCCCUAUCCAAGCACAAGGAUGGCCAUUGGCUCUGAGUGGGAAAGAUAUGGUUGGGAUUGCACAGACAGGAUCUGGCAAAACCCUUUCAUAUCUUCUGCCUGCAAUUGUGCACAUCAACCACCAGCCUUUCCUGGAACACGGUGAUGGCCCAAUCUGUUUGGUCCUUGCCCCGACCCGUGAGUUGGCCCAACAAGUCCAACAGGUCGCUGCAGAGUAUGGGAGAGCCUCUCGACUGAAGUCCACUUGCAUUUAUGGAGGUGCCCCUAAAGGACCACAGAUCCGUGACCUUGAGAGAGGUGUUGAGAUUUGCAUCGCUACACCUGGAAGGCUGAUUGACUUCCUGGAGGUUGGAAAGACAAAUCUGCGUCGCUGCACUUACCUCGUCUUGGACGAGGCCGACAGAAUGCUGGACAUGGGUUUCGAGCCACAAAUCCGAAAAAUUGUGGAUCAGAUCAGACCGGACAGACAGACGCUCAUGUGGAGUGCCACUUGGCCCAAAGAAGUGCGUCAGCUGGCAGAAGACUUCCUGAAGGACUAUGUGCAGAUCAAUGUGGGUGCCCUGCAGCUGAGCGCCAACCACAACAUCCUGCAGAUUGUGGAUGUUUGCAAUGAUGGAGAGAAGGAUGACAAACUCCUCCGUCUGCUCGAAGAGAUCAUGAGUGAGAAAGAGAACAAGACCAUCAUCUUUGUUGAGACCAAGAGGCGAUGUGAUGACCUCACAAGGAGAAUGAGAAGAGAUGGCUGGCCAGCAAUGGGCAUUCAUGGAGACAAGAGUCAGCAGGAAAGGGACUGGGUUCUGAAUGAAUUCAAAUACGGAAAGGCUCCCAUCCUGAUCGCCACAGACGUCGCUUCCAGAGGUCUAGAUGUGGAAGAUGUGAAAUUUGUCAUCAAUUAUGACUACCCUAACUCCUCUGAGGACUAUAUCCACCGCAUUGGAAGAACCGCCCGCAGUCAAAAAACGGGUACAGCCUACACCUUCUUUACUCCCGGCAACAUGAAACAAGCCAGCGACCUCAUCUCUGUCCUUCGCGAGGCCAAUCAGGCAAUCAACCCCAAGCUCAUCCAGAUGGUGGAAGACAGAGGAGGUCGUUCAAGGGGGGGAAGAGGUGGCUAUAAGGACGACCGACGGGAUAGGUAUUCUGGAGGGAGGAGGGAUUUUGGUAGCUUUAGGGAUCGGGAUAGCGACAGGGGAUUUGGUAGCGGAGCAAAGAAAGUUUUUGGCACAAAGACACAGAACGGAGGCUAUGGGGGAAGCGGCUAUGACGGCAGCAGCAGUAGCUUUGGAAAUGGCUAUGGUAGCAGUGGACAGUCCAACUUCGGCGCUGCAAACCAAGCUGGCACAUUCGGAAAUCAGAAUUUCCAGAACCAGCAGUUUGGAGGGAACCAGGGCGCUGCUCAGAACGGCAUGAGCCACCCACAGUUCCCAUUUAACCCACAGCAGCAGCCGCAGCAACCACCACAACCCAUGGUACCCUACCCCAUGCCUCCACCUUUCCCACAGUAAAAAAAAGAUGCGCACAUAAUACAUGUAGGAGUAAUUUAUUGUUUUGUCCUGUUUAAGUCCAAUAUUCUUAUCCUGCAUUGUACUGUAUUUUUAUUUUUACAAUUGAGUUGAAAAUGCUCAUUUUGAAGUCCUGAAAAACCAAGUGGUGUCUGCAGUGCAGCAGAGUGUGAUGGUGCACUUUUCUUACCAUUUUUGUCACAUUCCUCUUUUUUGUUUUUUACUAGGUAAUGCAAAUCAUUUAAUUUACAGUAUGUUUAAAGUGAUAUGUUCAAAUCUUAACAGAAGGCAAUGCAUGGCCUUUCAAAUAAAAAAAACAAAACAAAA